AUGGAUCAUUUUACUGGCUAUCUGGUACCAGAGAGUCAACCACCACAGAAUAGCGAUAUGCUUGCAUUCGCCAAUCCGGCUCUACCCCCAGGGUCUCUGGAUCUUGGUGGUUAUGACGACUUCAUGGGCUUCCCAUAUCCUGGUGCUUCUGCCAAUGGCGAAGCUGUGGACACAUCAAAUAACCUCUUCGCUUCCAUAUCGUCGAUGGAAAUACACGGUAGCGACCCACUGUAUCCGCCAGGCUGUGUAGGAAGCGGCCAAGGGCUUCGGCAACAACAAAACCAUAAUCUGCCUCAUGGGCCAAAUCAACCGCUGACACCACCUGACACGAUAGAUCGAGGGAGCACAAGUAUACCAGCCAGCUCACCAGAUUUGCGGAACCCUUUCACUCCGAAGCAAUAUCCCCAAAAAGCUGUAGAGAAACCCACGGCAUCGGAUGAUGUACUCGCACAGAUGGUGGAUCUACUAGAACAGCCCGACACAUGGUAUGGACUUGCGGAAAACAACAGCGAACCUAGCCAGUGUCUCUCACAUGAUGCCAGAGAUCGCAUUGUGGCGACCGUGCAAAUCCUCUUGCAACGGGCACUCUGGAGCCGACCAUCCCCUUCAACAUCAAGUCAAGGCCUUUUCGGACGCAUUGUAGUUCUCCCACCCUCAAACGUUCUCAUGCACUUUAUCGAAACAUACGCGAGCCGCAUCGACUUCAUCCAGCCCUACUUAGGUCUCGCCGGCUCCCCAAGCAUCAACAUUCAAGAUAUUCUGCAAGUCGACAUGGCCGACGUAGGCAUACUGCUCAUCAUCCUCCUCAUUUCUCAGGGCGCGAUGCUCACUAAUCACUUCGAAUCACACGUACUCGCCAAUGGCUUGAUAGAAGUCUGUAGGAUCGCAUUGGACGACGUUCUCGAGAGCCGGAGCAUAUCGCAACCGAUGGUUGGAGGGAUCGCAUUGCAGUUGCUUACACUCUGCGCACGGAGUGGUAAAGACUCUUUCGCUGCGUAUGCCAUGUCAAAACGGGGGCAAUAUCUCAGUAUGCUUAAGUGCACCGGCGUCUUGCAGCCAGAUCAAACGCUGUAUAGUCUAAGAGCAGAAGGCACACAAAUGUGGGAAAGAUGGAAAGAACAAGAGCAGCGGAAUCGCCACGCGUAUGCGUGGGUCUACGUAGACCUUGAGAUUAGCUUGUUGCACGACCUGCCGCCGAUACUUUCCAUUAACGACCUGCAAGUGCCCUUACCGCAGGAUAACGAACUAUGGCACGCUCAGUCCUACAACGAGUGGCUCGAACAUUCUGGCGCCAACGGGACCAAAACAGGACCCUGCAAUCCCGCAAAAUUCGGUGCCUGGCUUGAAAAACAGGGUUCUGUUGGGCCCCGCUCAGGUCACACCACGCCGUCCCUCAACGGGCUCUUCCGAAGUUUUCUCCAGGGCCGGCUCGUAGUCGGCGAUGACGUACCCUUGCACCACCUCCGUCUUCUUCUCCACCCGAUACUGGCCAUGGUACUGGAGCAACAACAACUUUUACGCAUUUUCGAUGCCGAUGAACCUUCGAACCGGUACCGGGUGCUUUCUAAGAUCAAGAUCCUAGGUCGCUUACAGGAGAUGCAAGAUUUGCUCCAAGAUCUGGCAACGCUUCUCUCUCGCUCGAAAGCUUCUGCUGUCAAGGAUGACGAGGGCGAGGUGACCCCCACCGAAUGUGUCAGCAUGAUAAUGCUGCAUCUGGUUAGCUUGAACGUGUUCACAAGCAUCCCCGAGAUUGAGAAGUGCGCCAAGGAAGAACCACCCAUGUCAGACUCGGCCCGUGCAGACAUGUGGCGGUGGGCACGUCAUCCCGAAGGAGAAAGAUACGUCCUGUUCCAUGCUGGCCAAAUCUUCAGACUGAUCGACAGAUCGUCCAUGGACGCACGGCCAACCUGGUGGCCGGUAGCUCUAUAUCGUGCGGCCAUGUCUUGUUGGUCACUCCGAUCGCUGGACCGAACCUCUUCAUCGGCAGCGGUGGAAGUUGGCAUUGAUGCCCUAUUACCCUCGGAAGAGGAGUGCUUCCUCAACACAACUACUGGCACACCAGUCGUCACACUCGACGACAAGAGACGGUUACCCAUUCUGGAGGGUAACAACAGUUUGCAGUACUGUAUCAGCAAGCUGGAGAGCCGUCCUACACACUGUUCACGAAACGUCAUCGAGAAGGCUAGGUAUUUUUUAAACAGGUGGAGUUUAUAA
Messenger RNA from Alternaria rosae, 2214 nucleotides. RefSeq lists its product as uncharacterized. Gene Ontology annotation, molecular function: DNA binding; zinc ion binding. The record is from RefSeq and is a predicted model, not a curated record. The transcript is spliced from 3 exons. NCBI's taxonomy places the organism in Eukaryota, Fungi, Ascomycota, Dothideomycetes, Pleosporales, Pleosporaceae. The coding region runs from base 1 to 2214 and encodes 737 amino acids. Gene Ontology annotation, biological process: DNA-templated transcription.